GCGCAUCAAAGUUCGGCGCUUUAAUCACAUCGUAAACCCGUGCAUCUAGACUUUAAAAAUAUUUCUGGUAUGCUUUUACGAUCUGUUCACGAUGUCCGCAUAUGCGACGAUACUGCCAUAUCUCAUCUUAGGAUUGUUAGGAUUUUCAUUAGGACACGAUGUCAAAGGUUCUUCAGUUUGUGAAUUUUAUAAUGAAACAAUGUGUACAGAAUCCCAGCAAGAAUGUUCAGGAAGAGAAGAAUGUGGACCACAUGAUCCAGGCAAAAGAAAUCAUUGUUAUGUACUGUGGCAAAUUGAUAAUGUGACUAAAAAGUCUAUAAUUAAAUUAAAGGGAUGUUUUUUAGAUAGUAAUGAUUGCUAUGACAGACCACAUUGUAUUGAAAACAGUGCAGAAAGAAAAAAAGAAUUAUUUUUUUGUUGUUGCGAUGGUAAUAUGUGCAAUCAGAAUUUCACAUGGGAUCCUCAUCCAACUUCUUCUUCUAAACCUAUUCAGCCUUCUGAUGUUCAUGAUUUAGAACCUGUUCCAAAUACAGAACAACAAAUAAUAACACUUGUUUUGUCAAUAUCAAUACCCAUGCUCUUGCUUGCUAUUAUUUUGCCAUUUUUAUAUUGGUGUUACCGACGUCGGAAGUCGGGAUAUUUCAACGAGGUUUGGAAGGCAUAUGUACCGACAUUAGAACCUCUUCCAUUACCUCAACCAUCUCCUAAUUUGGGAUUGCGUCCAAUACAACUUCUUGAAAUAAAAGCUCGAGGUCGUUUUGGAGCUGUUUGGAAAGCACAAUUAAAAAAUGAAAUUGUUGCUGUAAAAGUGUUUCCAAUACAGGAUAAACAAUCCUGGCAAACUGAACAAGAAAUUUUCAAACUUGCCCACAUGGAUCAUGAAGAUAUAUUACGUUUUAUAGGUGUUGAAAAGAGAGGAGAUAAUUUACAAGCAGAAUUUUGGUUAAUUACUUCAUAUCAUGAAAAAGGUUCAUUAUGUGACUAUUUGAAGGCAAAUGUUGUUACAUGGCCUGAGAUGUGUAGAAUAGCAGAAUCCAUGGCAAGAGGCUUGAUGCAUUUGCAUGAAGAAAUUCCAGCCAAUAAAGCAGAUGGGUACAAACCUGCUGUGGCUCAUAGAGAUUUCAAGUCAAAAAAUGUUUUACUUAAAGCUGAUAUGAGUGCUUGUAUAGCAGAUUUUGGUUUAGCAUUAAUAUUUCAUCCUGGCAAACCUUGUGGGGAUACCCAUGGACAGGUUGGAACAAGAAGAUACAUGGCCCCAGAAGUUUUAGAAGGAGCAAUUAAUUUCACAAGAGAUUCGUUUUUACGAAUUGAUAUGUAUGCCUGUGGAUUGGUACUUUGGGAGUUAGCUUCACGAUGCACUGUGCAAGAUGGACCAAUAGGUGAAUAUAGAUUACCAUUUGAAGAUGAAGUGGGUCUUCAUCCUACUUUAGAAGAUAUGCAAGAAAGUGUUGUUCAUAAAAAAGAGAGGCCAAUCAUUUUAGAAACAUGGCGUAAACAUCCUGGACUUCAAUCAAUUUGUGAUACAAUGGAAGAAUGUUGGGAUCAUGAUGCUGAAGCACGUCUUUCAGCUUCUUGUGUAAUGGAAAGAGUUGCUACAUUAAGUAGGACGCUUGUUUUAAAUUCGUCGACAUUAAUACGAGUUGAUAAUACCAACGAGACUAUUACUACUAAGGAAUCUAGUAUGUAGUUGAUUUAUGUGUAUUAUAGUUUUAGUUAAAUUGCACAACCAUUUUCUGUAUCAUAAUUUUUGCGCAUACAUUAAUGAGGAAUGUUUAAAUAUCAUAUGAUAUUUUAAUAAUUAUUUUUUAUUUUAUUAUUUUUCUCUUUGUUGUUUAUGAGGAUCUCUUAUUAUGUUUUAAAAUAAUUUAACGUAAUUAAUCAAAUUAUUUUCAUGAUUAGUUAAUAAAAUUUUGAAUAGAAAUAUUUUUAUUAAUUUAAAAAUAAUUUUUUUAAAUUAUUAUUAUUUAUUAAACAUAAUUAUAGUUUCAAUAUAAUAUUCUUUGGAUUAUUUAUAUACAGAAUGUUAAUAUAUUUAUAGGACAUCUUAAAAAAUUCUUGUUCUAGAACAAACAAAAGUAUUCUUAAAAUAAACAAAAAUUAGCAUAUAAAAAUAUUUGAAGCUUAUUUAAAAGUUAUAAAAAGUUUAAGUUCGUAUUAAAUGAGAUAAAGAUAGAACUAUCUUGUUAUCUAAAUAAUGAAAUAGUCGUCUCACUUCAUUUAACGAAUAUAAAUUGCUCAUAAUUUAAUAAAUAAGCUUUAAUUGACUAUAUCAACUUUUGUGUUUUUAGUCUUUAGAAUCAACUUUCCAAAGAUAUUCCACAAAUAUAUUAAUGCUAUGCAUAAAUCAUUCGUAUCAUUUAAAUUAUACAGUUAAUAUAAUUACUAUUAAAUAUCAUUAUUUUUUUAUUUUUUUAUUUUUAAAUUUAAAGCAUUAAUAAAUCAAUUAUUCAUUAAAUUAAUUUUUUAUUGCAUGUUUAAAAUUAAGCUUUAUGAUGAAAAACAGCUUAAUUAAACGUUCCUAGAUUUUUUAUUUUUAAAAAUAUUUACAUUUCAUUCAUAAAUCUCAGUUUAUUGAAAAAUACAAUGCAAUUAGAAAUAUUUCUUUAUAUAUGCAGUAUUAAUAAUGAACAUAAAUAUUGAGAUUCUUAUUUUUUAUUUUCUUGAAAUAAUUAUAAUUUGUCAAAUGAUAUUAUGAUGAUAUUACUAUUUUCUUUUUUUAAUUUAAAGCAAUCUCAUUCCUCAUUGAUGUCAGCAAUCGUGCAAUGAUUGAUCAGAAAUAACAAAAUGAAUUACUAGCCAAGUGGACAUUCAAUGGAUAAUUUUUAUCCAUAAGUCUUAUGUGAAUUGUUACAAAGAUAACUCAACAAUUUUAUACAAAGUACCUGGUAGAAACAGUCAAGUUAACUAAUUGGAAGCCAUGAGGAAUUUAUUAGGACUUUUUUACAUGAAAUGAGCUAUUUUGAUUUUUUGCAUUUUAAAGCAUAAAAUAUUUAAGAUGACUAAUUUAUUUCGCGAAAUAAGAUUUUUUCCAUGACUUUUUUUUUAUUUUACAACAAAAAUGUGAAAAAUAAAGAUUAAUUUAUUGAGAAUAUAUUGAUAUCUAUAUAUUUUAAUUGAUAAAUAUAGACUUUCUAAAUUUAAUAACUUUCAUAUUAAUUAAAUUAAAAAUGUAUAAAAUGUAUAUUAUUAAAAUGUACUUUGAAUAAUCAAAAUUGAUGUUAUAUAUUGUUCAUGGAUUAAAUUUUAUUAAGCCAAGUAAAAGUCUUCCUUAUAUAUUUUAUUUUUAACUUUCAUUAUAGCACAGAAUUUUAUCAAGAAAAGUGAUUUUUUAAUUAUUAUAUAUGACCUAACUUUGAACUAAGUCUUGCAUCCAGUGUGUAUGCAUAGAUAUGAGGUCUUAAAUAUAUAAUUAUUAUAUAUUAUUUAUAUAAUUGAAAAUAUUGAAUAAAACAACGCAUCUUGUAUAAAUCAAUUUUCUACAAUGUAAUUAUAUUUGUAUAAAUUUCUAGAAUUUGUAUUAUGUAAAAAAAUUUUCAUUAGAUUCAGUUUUUAAUAUUUUAGAUAAAAUUGUUUUUAUAUUAUAAAUUUUAUUUUAAUAUCUUAUAAUUUGAUAAAUUUUAAAAAAUUCAUAAUAUUUUAAUUAUUCAUUAAUACUUUUAAUGAUAAAUUGCAAUUGGAUUAUUUUUAAUAGAAUGGUUAUUCAAGGUGCACAUUUUAAAUAUUUUAUUUAAAUAAUAUGUCAAUUCUAACAAAUGAUUUCUUUUACUUGCUCUGAAUUAUUUUAAUUAGAUAAAAUAAAGAUAAUUGAAAUAAUGAGAAAGAUUUAUAAAUCAAAUCUAUAUUACUAUUUUUUUUAUUUUAUGAAUAGUUAAAUUCUUGAUUAAAAUUAAGUUAGUUUUAUAUGAAAAUCGCAUAUUGCAUUACACAAACUGUGAUAAUAAGUACCAGACUUAAGUAAACGAUAAUAAUAUUAUCGUAACGAUAAAUAAGGCCUAAUCAUAUUUCAGAAACAUUUAUCAUAAUUCAUAAUUAUAAUUUCUCAGAGCAGGUAAAAGAUAGAGAGGUUAUUUUAUUUCUUUAUAUUGGAUUUUAGCAGUGCCAAAACGGUAAUAUAUGCACUUUAUAGCUUUGUAUAUUAAUUUGUAGUUAAAUAAGAUACUGAAAUCGAUAAUAUCUAUAAAUUUUUAACAUACAAUGUUAUAAAAUGAAAAUUAACCUAUAAUUGAUAAUAUUUCCUUCAUUUUAUACAACAUAAAAAAAUUUAUAUAUAAUAUUCAUUUUUAUAAUAUAAUUAUACAAUAUAAUUAUAAUAAGUAAAUAAAUUAUAGAUUAUAAAGUUUAUUAGUUAUACUAUUUAUCUAAAAUCUAUAUUAAAAUCAAUUAUGGGUUAAUUAUAAUACUAGAAUUUAAUCAAUUUUUGGACUUUUACAUAUCGAGAAGCAGAUUCAACUGCAUUCGUAGAGAUUUCUUAUUUCAUAUAUGCUGUAUAUGUCGCAAAUUUUGUUUGUAAAAAUUGUCUAAAAAAUUGUCAUAAGAAUGUUUUAAUCUCAUCAUUGCUAAUUGUUAUGUAACUUCGUAAUUUAAUACGUUUUUGCAUAAAACGUUAGAAAGCAAUGCAUUUGGUAGAUAAAUCAGUCAUUAACAUAAGACUGAAAUACAAAUAAAAAAUUAUGUACAAUAAUAAAAAAAAAUGUUUGCAAUUUUAUGCUGUGUUGAGCACAUAGUGAUUUCAAGAAAGUGCAAUGGUGAGGUAAUAUUUUGAAACAUCGUGUACAUUAAUAAUUAAUAGAUAUAAAUCAUAGGUAUACAAUGUAUGGCGUUACAUUGCUUAUCUUUAUUAAAUCAUAUCCUAUGAAUAAAUACAGAAAUUAGAUUUUAAUAUUGACAGUACUGCAAUGGCAUUCCAGUCACAUAUAACAUAUAUUGUAUAUUAAUGUAAACCAAUAUUAUAAUUUCUAAUUUUCAAACUAUAAAAAUUCUUAUUAGUUUCGUCCAAUAUAAAUCGAAACAUUUCAUUGAUACGUGAUACUUAUCAUAAUUUGUCAUUUAAAUUGCAGUAUUUUAUUUAAUUAAUAUUUUUGAAUUUUACUAUCUAAUUUUAUAUAAUUAUUGAAAACUAUUAUGAAAUAUAAUUUAAAAAAUACUAUAAUAUUAGUGCAAAAAUUUAAUUUCAUAAUCUCAUAAAAUAUCUGUUAAAAAAUCAUAUUUGUAAAUAUAAUGUUUUUUGUUAUUAGUAUUAAAGUAUCAAAAUACUUCCAAUAUUGUAAUUUGUUUCAUAUUAUAUAUUAUAUAUUAUAUAAUAUAUAUAUAUCAUUUAAUUGUAUUGUUUGCUUUUGGUACUGUUAACAUAAAAUUUAAAACAAUUCAUUAUUCAGUAAAUUUUUAAAAUUUGAUUGUUGGAAUUAUUUUUAUUUUAACUGUAUUAUAUUAUAAAUAAAUCAAUCUGAUAUAAUUCAUAUAUUCAGAGAUCUGUAAAUAGAAUUUAGAAAAAUGUAAAUUUAGAAAUAAGACUGUUAAAAAAAAAUAAUUUCUUACUUAUAAUUUAAAUAUAAUGUGACUCAUAGCAAUAGAAUGUUCCUAUGCACAUUGGAUGUAACUGUUUUCAAAAUCAUAUUAUAUAGUAACAAAUUUUUGUAUCGUUGGCUUGACAAUUUUUAUACCAUAAGAAUAUACGAAAAUGUUGCGUUAAUGAAAUAACAAAUGAAAUGUAUCAAUUCUAAUAGAAAUCAUCAUUUUCAUAAAAUUGUAUAUAAGGAGUGUUAGUUGCAGAAAAAGUUCCUCCAAUAUGAAACGAUCAUGGUAUCGAUCGUAAACAUUAUUAAAGAGGGAAUAAAAAAGCGGUGCUUGAAAAAAUAAUAUAAUGUAACAUUUUUAGCAUCUAAUUAUGUAGAUAAUUUUGCCUUUGUUUUGUAAUAAAAUAUCAUUAUUUAUAUAUUAGGAAUAAAAUGGAUUACCAUUUGUCAUACCAUUAUAAUUGUUUUAUAAUAACAGUUUAUUUUGUUAAUAAUAUAUAAUAUAUAACAUAAUUGCACUGCAUAUAAAGAAAGCAUACAAAAUAAUAAACAUUUUAAUAAGCAAAAUAAUUAAGAUUGGAUCAUCAAAGUUUGCAGAAAACAGGAACAAAUUUAAAAAACAUAUUUAAUAAAUAUGAAAAUUUUAUUUUUAUAAAACAUAUCUAAUAACACCUUUUUUUAUUUGCCGCUUAUUAAAUUAUAGGUUUUUUUUUUACAUAUAUCUAAUUUUAUAAAAAUUGUUUAAUUUGCAUAAUAUAAUUUAAAAUUAUUUAAAAAAUAUUUCAGAUUUUAAAAGAUUAAUAUUUUUUCAAAUUAAAAUUAUUUUCUUCUAAUUUAUACACUUUAUGUUUAUUAUUUAUAUUCGUUUAUUUACACUGCAUUCAUAUUCUAAAUAAAUAAGAUGCCUUAAGGAAUAUACUGUUGUACGGAAGAAAUAUACAGGAAUACAAUUACGAUCUUAGAUUUUAUUUGAUUAUAUUGUAUGCUUCAGCAUACUAAAGAAUACAUGAAGCAAGUAAAAAAAUGUGAUUGUUGCGAAUCACAAGCACACGAUGUAAUGAUUUAUACAUCAGAUAAAACUAAAUGAGAUAUUUAUUAAUCGUGCGAUGUACGGAAUAGAUAAUAAUAAAAUAUAAGUUAGAGGGUUAAAAAUGAAAUUCAAUGUUAUCGUACAAUCGCAUUAAUAAACUUACCUAUACUAUGAUCACAGUUACAUUCAUAAUUAUUGUAAGUUAUUAUACGUCAUUAUCGUCUUUAUCAUCAUUAUUAUCAUAUUUUACUGUAUAUAUGUACAUUCUGGUUAUAAAUAGAUGUAUGUUCAAUUAAUUAAAUAUAAUCUGGUUUGAAAGCCUA
Apis cerana (Asiatic honeybee) is the source of this 6866-nucleotide messenger RNA. It is a transcript of the gene put, whose product is annotated as activin A receptor type 2 punt. Gene Ontology annotation, biological process: cellular response to growth factor stimulus; protein phosphorylation; activin receptor signaling pathway. Gene Ontology annotation, cellular component: activin receptor complex; plasma membrane. The record is from RefSeq and is a predicted model, not a curated record. Lineage: Eukaryota; Metazoa; Arthropoda; Insecta; Hymenoptera; Apidae. Gene Ontology annotation, molecular function: activin binding; activin receptor activity; metal ion binding.